This is a messenger RNA of Cylicocyclus nassatus, 931 nucleotides long. The record is from the annotation of a GenBank genome assembly. NCBI's taxonomy places the organism in Eukaryota, Metazoa, Nematoda, Chromadorea, Rhabditida, Strongylidae.
CCCGUUUGGAGCAGGCUGUAGUACAACAGUGAAUGUGAUCUGUUCACUUUCCGUUCUUGGUUUAGCUGGAAGGACCGUAGGCGAAUUCUUGACAAAUGAAAAGAUCUUCUGAGCACACUGUAAUCCACCUGAGCGAUGCGGAGAAACACUUUCUUAUUGAUGCUGUCAAACAGCGUGCAGCUCUUUGUAGUGAACAAGAGCCCACGUAUAAGAACUUCCAUGCUAAAAUGGCAGCAUGGAGACAAGUGACACAUGAAAUGAAAUUGAAGUUUGGAAAAAAAUUCGAUGCAUAUUCGCUUCAGAAAACUUUCCGAGAGCUCAGAGAUGUAAACAUGAGAAAGAGGAACAGAAACCAGAGCAGACCUCGUUACAGAACGGUAUCGGGAGAGGAGAUCCAGGAAAAAAUAGCUCGUGGAGAACGCUUCUGUAAUGUCUGCAUGGAUGUAGAAACCGAAACGGCGGAUGUUACAGAAGAACAUGAUGCAGAACUUGUGGAAACAAGUCAAUCCUCUUCUGAUACCAGCCUACUUACGGGGCUCGUAGACUGGGACUCUGUCGGUAUCAUCUGCUCAAUCUUGAAAAGCUUCAAAGCACCCGAUACAUUCGGUGCAAUGGGUCAUCUCCUAUCGGCCACACUUCGUGAACUAGAUGCAUUGGAUCCUGUUACUGCUGCUGAAUUCUCUGUGAAAGUUGCAGAACUGCAACUCGAACUCUCUCGCGCCAUAUAUGAACUGAAGAAGGCACAGAGAUAUCGUAUCCUUUCAUAAUUCAUUCUUGGUUGGUUCUGUUUCGUUUUCCAUUAUUGUUUUGUUUCUGUACACAGGAGCUUUCGCCUAUAAUUCAUUAGUACUCAGUGCAUAUAGCAUGUUUCUUUUGUUCGUCUAGUUCUGCCAAUUUUGGCUCUUCCUGACCCAAGAAAUUAGCGAGCGUG